AUGGAUUUGGGCGAUAAUCGGUACCAGGAUUCGCCUCGUGCUCGUCCAGAAAGCUUGGUUUCGAGCAGCGAUAGCGAGAAUGACAGCGAUUCACAGUCUGGGACGAGCGCUGUGCUUCAGAGUCGCGGGUCUCUUGCAUCUCCUCCUUAUUUUACACCUGCAAACCCCGAUGUAGAGUCCCUGGCUCGGACGAAUUCAACAAUGAGCAGUCCCCCCCGUACGGACAUUCAUCCCCAUCUUCAUCUAGAGAGUCGUGCGAGCUCUUUGGGCUCGACAUCUUCUCUGAGGAAUGACCUCCAAUGGCUUCACGCUGACGAACUCGUCGCCCUCGCACAAAAGCAAAGACCUCUUGUCGCUCCGACCGACUCGUACGUAGUCCUCGUAACGAAAAUGUUGAAUCGCUAUCUGCGCUAUCUCGCAACGACAUGGGCUCGCUGCCUUUAUUCGCUCGUAUUUUUGCCGUCGUCUCUAUUCGACAAAUUUUCCAUGGUUGCAUUUGCAUUCUUCUCAUCCCUCAUCCUCUUUUGCCUCAUGCUCUCUUGCAUGUUUCUUAAUCUCCCAUACAUCGUUCGUCGUUUCAACGCAUGGAGUGCCAAGCAUGGUGGAGGUCUCACAAUGACCAAUGCGGCCUAUCCUUCCAUAUUCCGCAACACGACCGCCAACGAGCCGAGUGUCAUUGCCGCUCGCGAGGCGUUGGCCCGACCAAUGCCCCCAAGAGGAAACAUUCACGACCAAGAGUCACCGCGUAUUUUCAAUCUAGACGUUGCCAAGUUUAUGUUUCAGUGCGCCGCUCUCAUGUACGAACGAUCAUCAAGUCCCCUCCUCGAUGCUCUCGAAACCACGCGCAACAACUUUGAUGCUGCAGCCGUAAAGAGCCCCGAAAAUAGCAGUGUCGUGCCUGAUAUUGCCGAUCCAGGAAGAGUGCUAAAGGAGGUCGUUGGCACAGAGGCCGCUCGCGCCGUCUCAGAGUGCCUCCAUUUAUGUAAUGAAGAGGAGAACGAGAUGACACGCUUUGCUGCCAAGUUGGGCAUGAAGUAUAGCACAGUCUCCGAGCUCAACUCGCAGACGAGCGCAUGUGCGGGCUUAUUCUGGGACCCUAGCUCAACGUACAUUAUCCUUGCAUUCAAGGGUACUGAGCCGGGAGAGUUUAUUGAAUGGACGGACGAUUUCACGUACGAGCCACGGGAUGCAGGCGAUUGGAUAAGAGGGUUUGGAAAAGUUCAUGGGGGCUUUAUGAAUAGGAUAUUCCCCCGAAAGCUGGGUGUCGGCUCUCGGGUCCCAUACUAUACGAUACGCGAUGCCGUACGACAUACCGCAGCACACCUUCUCGAAAAGAAUCCACCAGGCACAAAGAUCAACCUCUGGUUGACUGGCCACUCGCUGGGAACGGCGGUAGCAUCGCUCGUCUAUGCACGCGCACUCAACGAGCCACGCGACUUUGGGCCGCGUGUGGUCCUCCGUGAUGCCUUCAUGUUUGGCACCCCCAUCAUCUGCGACGUCCCUUCCGCACAUGCGUUCCAUAACCGACUUUACCACGACGAACGACGCACGUUGUGGCGUAUAACCAAUGCCUACGAUUGUGUGGCGACAGCAUUGCCAGACUGGGGGGACGACCUCCGUAUGACGCUCAGCCCGUCAAACCUGUUCUCGUUUGCUCAUCUGGGUGUCGAGUUGCAGAUGCACCCCGCACCACGGAACAAGGUCAUCAUCUCAGGCAAUGCAAUGCCUCAUGGAAGUCCAGUAUUCAUCGAAACGGCCGUAAGACAGCUUGAUGGAGGGGCAGCGACGAGUGCAAGCCAGGAAAUCGAGCAAGCAAGACAAAAUAUUGCAUUUCUUCUCAAGGUUCCUCUUCUCGGACGUUUGGUCGCACAUGGUACCGCACCAUAUUGGGACGAACUUCAACGCGUACAGACGGGUCGUGUCGAAUGGGAGGAUCAAUAA
This is a messenger RNA of Serendipita indica DSM 11827, 1941 nucleotides long. NCBI's taxonomy places the organism in Eukaryota, Fungi, Basidiomycota, Agaricomycetes, Sebacinales, Serendipitaceae. The record is from the annotation of a GenBank genome assembly.